Molecule: messenger RNA, 2827 nt
Organism: Alligator mississippiensis (American alligator)
Lineage: Eukaryota; Metazoa; Chordata; Crocodylia; Alligatoridae
Gene: INSM1
Product: INSM transcriptional repressor 1
Exons: 1
Coding region: 293-1627 (444 amino acids)
Biological process (GO): regulation of cell cycle process; neuron differentiation; negative regulation of transcription by RNA polymerase II
Cellular component (GO): nucleus; transcription repressor complex
Molecular function (GO): RNA polymerase II cis-regulatory region sequence-specific DNA binding; DNA-binding transcription repressor activity, RNA polymerase II-specific
Source: RefSeq, a predicted model, not a curated record
UGCCGCACCUACCAGCGACCCCUCCGCUCCGCCGCUUUCGGCGAGCCCUCGCCCUCGCCCUCCCACCCUCGGCAAAUCCAGCGGAGCAGCGGGAAGCGCUGAUUGGCUCCGGGCUGGAGCAGGAGGCUCAGACAAUGGCAUCCUCCCCCCUUAAAAAGAGUGCAGCGAUCCGGGCCGGGGGCAGACGGGACAUCCUCGCAGGGCGCCCGCCGGACAACAAGUGCCGGGGGCGGGGGGGGCCCGCAGCCCGCAGCCCGCCGGCCCCAAGUGCCUUCCCCGCCCGCGCCCAAAGAUGCCCCGCGGCUUCCUGGUGAAGAGGAGCAAGAGGCCCACGCCCGUGUCCUACCGGGUGCGCUGCUGCCAGGAGGCCGAGCCCCAGCUGCUGCUGCUCGCGGCCGGCCAGCCGCGCUGCUCCCCGCCCCUGCCCGCCUGCCCCGGGCCGGGCCCCGGCCCCGCGCCGCCUCCCCGCCGCGCCUCCCCGCCGCCCGCCCCGUCGCCGCCGCCGCCGCCGCCCGCCGCGCCGCUGCACUUCGGCACCCCGGACGGCGCGUCCCCGGCGCUGCGCAGCCCCACGCGGCCCGUGAGCCGCGAGCACGACAAGAAGUGCUUCGAGCGCAGCUUCAACCUGGGCUCGCCCGUCUCCGCCGAGUCCUUCCCCGCGCCCGCCGUGCCCGGCGCCCUGGACCCGCUGCUCCUCGCCCCCGCCGAGCUCAAGCUGUGGGCCGGCCCCGCGCCCCCCGCCGCGGCCGCCCGGCCCGCCGCCAAGCGCCCCCCCGAGCCCGGCAAGCACAAGCCGGCGGCGGCCAAGAAAGCCAAAGCCAUCCGCAAGCUGCACUUCGAGGACGAGGUCACCACGUCCCCCGUGCUGGGGCUGCGCAUCAAGGAGGGCCCCGUGGAGCCGCCCAAGCCGCGCGGCGCAGGGCCUGGGCCGGGGGCCGGGGCCGGGGCCGGGGUCGGGGCCGGGCCGGGGGGCGGCGGCGCCAAGCCGCUGGGCGAGUUCAUCUGCCAGCUGUGCAAGGAGGAGUACGCCGACCCCUUCGCGCUGGCGCAGCACAAGUGCUCGCGGAUCGUGCGCGUGGAGUACCGCUGCCCCGAGUGCGACAAGGUCUUCAGCUGCCCCGCCAACCUGGCCUCCCACCGCCGCUGGCACAAGCCGCGGCCCGCGCCGCCGCCCGCGCCCGAGCCGCCCAAGCCGGCGGAGGAGCAGAAGGAGGGCGGCGGCGGCAGCAGCAGCAGCGAGCGGGACACGCCGAGCCCCGAGGGCGCGUCCGAGUCGGGCUCGGAGGAGGGCCUCUACGAGUGCCCGCGCUGCAGCAAGAAGUUCCGGCGCCAGGCCUACCUCCGCAAGCACCUGCUGGGCCACCCGGCCCGGGACCCGCCCGACGAGCCGGGCCCGCCGCCGCCGCCCGAGUGCCACGCCUGCCCGGUGUGCGGGGAGAGCUUCCCCGGCAAGAGCAGCCAGGAGCGCCACCUGCGCCUGCUGCACUCCUCCCAGGUCUUCCCCUGCAAGUACUGCCCGGCCACCUUCUACAGCUCGCCUGGCCUCACCCGGCACAUCAACAAGUGCCACCCGUCGGAGAACAGACAGGUCAUCCUGCUCCAGAUGCCCGUGCGCCCCGCCUGCUAGAGCCCGGGGCCAGCCCCAGCGCCGUGCCUUCGCCCCCGGGAGACCCCCGCCGCCGCCGCCGCCCGCCACAUGCCGCGCUCUGCCUUUCGCCCGCUUACAGCCGCUGCCCCCGGGCUCCCCUCGCCUGCCCGCCGCCCCGCCCCGCCCCACCCCGCCUCGCUGCGCCCCCGGCCCUGGACAAGCGGGCGCCCGGCGGGGGGAUGCCAAACUCGUGCCCGUGGUGACUCCCGCCUCUCUGUAGCUCCCGCCGCCCCGGUUGAUUGCUAGUGUUGAUGGCGUUUUAAGGUCUCUUAGGAAGUCUCUGUCUCUCUGUCUCCCCCGUCCCCUCUUCCCAUGUCUGUAGCCUACGGGUUGGCCUGCUUUCUGUUUUUUGGAAAGUCCGUCUCGAAGAAUCAAUGCCUUUCUCUCUCUCUCUCUGUCUCACAGGCUGUAAAUUGAACUCCCCCCCCUCCCCUCAAUGAUUAGCUUUAUUAUGGCUUGUGAAAUGCUGGAAUCUGGCUUUACCUAUAUCUGGGGUUGGUCUUUUUUUUUCCUUUCUUUCUUUCUUCUUCUUCGUACGUGAACAAAUCAAACUGCUGAAGGGAAAAGCAAAGCAAAGCCGAGCUAAGAAGCACUGUCUUUGCGCAGCCACGAAUGCCUUGACUCUGCUCUCGCUGGUGCCCGGAGACUGCUGUAGAAACUGCCUUAAACAGCCCCUGCCCCCCCUCCCCCAGCCCAGCGCCUCUGACUAUAUGUAUAUGUUGAUUUGAGUAAUUAUGUUAUUUAUUCCUUAUUUAUUUAUAUUAAUGAUGAAGAUUAUUAUUUGAUGGCGAAUAUUUUUUAUUGCGCUUGCCCCGCUCCCCUCCCUCCCUCCCUCCUGCCAUUUACCAGUUUUUUUUGGUUCGUUUUGAUUCCCGCUCUCCCCUCUGUUUUUUCUAAAGGGAUCUGCUCAAAAAAGAAAAAAAAAAAAAAAAAGAAAAGAAAAAGGUUUUAACUUUUAUACCUAAAAAAGAAGUCCGUCCCCCAGGGAUGAAACCAUUGGACUCCGCUUUCCCAGGGCACAGACAGCUCUCGUGCCGCCGCCCGCUCUCACUUUUAGAUGCAAUCUCUUUUCUACACACAUUAUUUUCUUAACUGUUAGCUAUUUAUAGGAUGGCUUGGAUAGAACUGUUUCGACUGUAUAACUAUUUACUAUUCAAAUAAAAUAUUUUCCAAUUCAAA